AUGGAAGAGAAAUUAAGUUUAAAAACAUCUAUUUAUACUCCGAAAAGGUUUCAUUGAAUUCACUGUCAAAAACGAAUUGGCAUUAGAUCAACCAAUUUAAGUAAUACACACUUUAAAGGGGGUGGUUCGCUCUUAAACAUAAGAACUAUGUCUACUUCUUCAUCUGAACUUGAACCUGUUGUAAUUUAUACUAAUCCUGAUGAACAUAAAGGAUUGAUCGCUAAACAAAAUAAAGGUAAAUCUGGUGUUUAUCGUUGAGUUCACAAGGGUUCAGGAAAAAGUUAUGUAGGUUCUUCUACUUUGCUAAAUGAUAGAUUUAGACGCUACUUUAAUCAUAGCUAUUUGUCAAGCAGUAAGAGAGGUGCAUCUCUUAUUUGUAAGGCACUUUUAAAAUAUGGUUAUACAGGGUUUAGAUUAGAGAUUUUAGAAUAUUGUCCUAUUUCAAUAGUACUGGAUAGAGAGCAAUUCUACAUAGAUAAAUUAAAUCCUGAAUACAAUAUAUUAAAAAUAGCUGGGUCUAAUUUGGGAUACAAACAUAGCGAAGCCUCUCUUAAACUUAUGAGUGAUGCUUCCAAAAGUAGAAAUGAAUCCGAAGAAGUCCUUAAGUUUAAAAGAGAAAUUAUGUUAGAUCGAAAAUUAUCUGAAGAUCAUUUAGAAAAAAUGGCUAAAAAUAAUCCCUUUAGAGUGCCGAUUAUUCUUUCUAAUAUCGAAACAAGAGAGAAUAAAGAAUUUACUUCUUUGAUACAGGCUGCUCUGUUUUUAGGUGUUCAUAUGACUACUGUGAAAAGGUAUUUAGUUAAUAACAAGCCAUACAAAGGUUAUAUGAUUACUAAAGCUACAUCCACUCUCCGAGUGGAUUCCUCUUCUGCCUCUAGUCUAACUAAUUCAAAACAAGCUGUAGAAUUAACUAACAGUGUUACAGGGAUUACUAAACAAUUCCCUACGAUGAAAGCCGCAUAUCAAUUUUUGGGUAUAUCUCCUAGACGACUUUUAAACUAUUUAAAUGAUAACAAGUCGGCUGCGCCGUCUAAUGGGCAAGUUAGUACCAUUAAAGGGUACAUUAUCUCUAAAAUAGACUCAGACUCAGUUAAACAAAACUGUAAAACUAUAGAAGUUACUAAUAUUCAGACAAAUGAAGUUAUUAAUUAUUCUUCGAUUAGUUCAGCAGGUGAAGCUCUGGGUAUUCCACAGUCAAGUAUUUCUGUUUAUUUAAGUAGAAAACGUACUACUCCGUUUAGAGGUAUUUAUCUUUUUAAAUUAGUUUAA
Messenger RNA from Sordaria macrospora k-hell, 1266 nucleotides. NCBI's taxonomy places the organism in Eukaryota, Fungi, Ascomycota, Sordariomycetes, Sordariales, Sordariaceae. The record is from RefSeq and is a predicted model, not a curated record.